AUGAAUCCUUUCGGCAACUCAGGCGGCGACGACUUCUUCGGCGGCAUGGGCGGCCCGUUCGGCGGUCCAAUGGGUGGCAUGGGCGGUGGCCCCUUCGGCGGUAUGGGAGGCAUGAUGGGAGGUGGCCCCCCUCCUAUGAUGGGCCGUGGCGGCGGUGGUGGUCCUAUGGGCGGCGGAACCCCGCGUCAAGGCGGAUACUCGUUCUCCUCUACCUUUGACUCCUCGCGCCCUGAAGGCCAACAGUACCAAGAGCACCACGAGCCCUUCGGCGACUACGCUGGCAGCCGUGGUGGCGGCGGCGGGCCUAUGAGCGGCAUGAGCGGCAGCAGCCAUGAACCAGCUCAGCGUGGUAGUAGUGGCCGUGGCAUCAUGUUCUCCGGUCUCUCACGCGCAGACAACCCAUUCAGACAGUCACGCACUGCUGGCACUAGCCGCGCCCAAGAACAGCCUAGCUACGGCCAACAGCGCUACAUGGACGAUCGAGAUUACACCCGCGGUGGUGCCCAAGAUCCGCGGUAUGGAGCUGGACACGAAGACCCGCGUGCUGGUGGACAGUAUGGUCAUGGUGGAGGUCCGGGCCGUAUGUUUGAUUAUGGGGGUUCUCGUCGUCAACAGCCAUCUGGUCGGCAGGGGUACUACGAAGAUGACUCGGAUUCAGAGGAUGAAGGGUAUAGGCCGCAGCAGCGGUAUGCUCCUCAGCAGGCUUAUGGUGGUGGUGGUGGUAGUUCGCGUCGUGCUGGCGGUGGAGGAGGUGGUGGUGGACGCCAGUUUUUCAACUUUGAUCUCAUCGAUGCCGACAUUCUCGUUGUCUACCAGGCGAAAGAGAUUGGUAGUCGCCUAAAAGACCGACAAGGAGUUGCAGACGAAGCAUUGAAGAAGCUGUAG
Alternaria incomplexa is the source of this 885-nucleotide messenger RNA. RefSeq lists its product as uncharacterized. The record is from RefSeq and is a predicted model, not a curated record. The coding region runs from base 1 to 885 and encodes 294 amino acids. NCBI's taxonomy places the organism in Eukaryota, Fungi, Ascomycota, Dothideomycetes, Pleosporales, Pleosporaceae. The transcript is spliced from 2 exons.